AUGUCGAGGGCUUAUGCUCCCCUCCCCAAUCCACGGUCGGACAGAGAUGCACACGAGGAGAUGGAAGCGGCCUUCGACCAUUCAGACGACGAAGACGAUGUGGACGCCUCGGAGUCUCAGCCAUUGAAUCCUCAACCAACGUCUCCCACAGCGGUGGGCUCGUCGCAUGAGAACCCUCGUUUCCCCACUCCAGAAACUUACAAUAAUGGCACCACUUCUCGACCACCAGGCACAUAUGAUUUUGAGAACGUGGACUACGACUACCCUCCACCGGGAUCGCCGCCUCUGCCUUCUGCCUACGCUCGUCCGAAUGAAAUUGGAAACUCGAAUGGUCAGAUACCCGAUUUCGAGCUUGACGCCUCACGCCGGCCCAGAGGAGGUUGGCUGAAGCGUACGAUUGCUGCGGCUCUGCCAGCGUCUGUGUCUCAGCGAGUGGGCUUGGCGCCUCGGUCACCGGCUGGAGUCGUUGGUGGAGGCCUCAACAACGAUGGCGUCUUUGCCAACGUCACGGCCAAGCCAGCAGCGCCGAGAGCAGAGGGUGAUGAAUUCACAUCUGCAGAAGAUUCAAGAUCAGAAGCCCCCCCCUCAUAUGCAUCAGCCCAAGCUGAUGCUGUCCCACCGUACUGGGAAACCACUGUGCAUGCGCCGUUUGCUCCAGAUUCCCUUGGGGAGAUGAUCAUCGAUAACCUACCCACUGGGUCCCUAUUCUCCUUCCUCUGGAACAUGCUCGUCUCCAUAUCAUUCCAGUUUGUCGGCUUCCUAUUGACGUACCUACUCCAUACCACACAUGCCGCAAGGUUAGGCUCACGAGCUGGCUUGGGAGUCACGCUUAUUCAGUACGGGCUUGCGUUGAGGGGCAGGGUGGAGAACGGAUUCUCUGGUGAGGAUGCCUGGACAGGCUGGGAUGGAACAGCCGCUCCCAGUCCUAGUGGAGAGUACAAUUACCCUCCUGGCGGUGGUAUGAUGGGUUCUGGGAACGCUACCGAUGUACCAGUCCCCACGUUGACGGAAGAAGAGCAGGCGGCGGCGCUGAUGGCCAAUGCCACCACAGAGUGGUUGUCGUUUUUCUUGAUGACAGUUGGUUGGUUCAUCCUCCUAACGUCUCUGCUUGGCUUCCUUCGGGUCAAACGCUGGGAGCGCGGCAUUCUCAACUCUCAACAGAACACCAGUACGACCCCGGCUGAACCUACUACCUUCCGCUUCCCCCUGUUCCCCCAAGUGGAGCGGAACUUUGGCUUCAGCGGUUUCGAGCGCAUGGAUCUACUUCGUCGAGGCCUCGGCUUGGGCUCGCGUCAACAACCCAAUGACAUCGAUGAAGAAUCCGAAGUCCUCGCUGCAAACCAGACCCGAGGAACGGAAGAAGGGAGUAAUGAUGUCCCGAGGAACCCGAGGCACGGAGAAGACGGAGGUCGUGACGACGACGACGACGACGCGACGGAGCUGGAUAUGAUGAUCCCUCUUGAUAGUAACAGAGUGAUCACAGUACGAGAGGCCAUCGAGCGUGAUCGCAGGCUGCAAGCAGAUCUGCGGGAAGCUGGAUUAAUAUAA
Pleurotus ostreatus (oyster mushroom) is the source of this 1548-nucleotide messenger RNA. RefSeq lists its product as uncharacterized. NCBI's taxonomy places the organism in Eukaryota, Fungi, Basidiomycota, Agaricomycetes, Agaricales, Pleurotaceae. The coding region runs from base 1 to 1548 and encodes 515 amino acids. The transcript has 3 exons. Gene Ontology annotation, cellular component: Golgi apparatus; endoplasmic reticulum; perinuclear region of cytoplasm. The record is from RefSeq and is a predicted model, not a curated record. Gene Ontology annotation, biological process: ubiquitin-dependent protein catabolic process; positive regulation of protein ubiquitination; vacuolar transport.